AGUUGGCUAGCCUGUACGCUUCCUCGAGAGGGCGCGGCGGAGCUACCAUCUUCGUGUAGUUGAUUCGGCUUGGCGCCUUUCCUGUGUGUGUUGGUUGGUUGUUCAUUGAGUAGUGAUUGUGUGUUACACGUUUCAAAAUGGCUGGUGGUAAAGCGGGCAAAGAUUCAGGUAAAGCAAAGGCGAAAGCAGUAUCCAGAUCAGCAAGAGCUGGACUGCAGUUCCCGGUAGGAAGAAUUCACAGGCACUUGAAAAAUAGAACUACAAGUCAUGGACGCGUUGGUGCAACGGCAGCCGUGUACUCUGCAGCUAUCUUGGAAUAUCUCACAGCCGAGGUUCUGGAACUGGCGGGUAACGCUUCUAAGGAUCUCAAGGUGAAGCGCAUCACGCCACGGCACUUGCAACUUGCUAUUCGAGGAGAUGAAGAACUUGACAGUUUGAUCAAAGCAACCAUUGCGGGUGGAGGUGUUAUCCCACAUAUUCACAAAUCUCUCAUUGGGAAAAAAGGUGGCCCCGGAGCACCUGUUUAAUCAUAGGUAUCCAGAAUCUGAUUCAUAUUGCAUUUGAUCCCGGACGUGAAUUCUACAUAUAUUCUUCUGCUGAUCAAGAACAGACAUAGUUUUCUUUUAAAAUAGUGAUGUGGUAUGUGGAAUGACUUCAGCAAAAUGUUGGUCCGGACUAAAUCUAGCUUUUAAGCAUUAGGAAUACUUAGGAAUAAGGAAAUUUAAAUAUGAUUGUAUUAGAAUUAAGUUCAAUUUUCUUGGUUUGUUCAUUUUUAAUUUGCUGUAUUUUGGAUUAUUGGUGACAGAAAAUAAUUAUUUAGGUCACCCAGCUUCAGCGAAGCGAGCGAGCGAAGGUGCAGUGUUUAGCUGCACGAAGCUGGUGAGCACAUAAAUAAUUUUAUUCUCAACUGACUGCGUUUUUUAUUUGUUCAUAAACUCAAAGCUGUUGUAGUUUCUUUUUGCAGCAUUUUGUAUUUUUUUAAGUGACUAAAUAACAAAUGUUGUUCUUAAAUUGUAAUUUGGUAUGAUUGAACUGUUACAAGUUGUAAGAAAAUAUUUUGAUCUUUAAAAUAUAUUGAGGA
Molecule: messenger RNA, 1081 nt
Organism: Hyposmocoma kahamanoa
Lineage: Eukaryota; Metazoa; Arthropoda; Insecta; Lepidoptera; Cosmopterigidae
Gene: His2Av
Product: histone H2A.V
Exons: 5
Coding region: 138-527 (129 amino acids)
Cellular component (GO): nucleosome
Molecular function (GO): DNA binding; protein heterodimerization activity; structural constituent of chromatin
Source: RefSeq, a predicted model, not a curated record